This is a messenger RNA of Prunus armeniaca (apricot), 855 nucleotides long. The record is from the annotation of a GenBank genome assembly. Lineage: Eukaryota; Viridiplantae; Streptophyta; Magnoliopsida; Rosales; Rosaceae.
AUGUCAUCAAUCCAAGCAGCAAAUUCAAAGCUCUUCAGAGAAUACAUCGGAGCUGAGAACAACGGCGUCACUUUCGAAGAAGUGCCCGUUGAUUCCAAAGUUGAAUUUCACUUCAUCCUCUCCUUUGCCAUUGACUAUACACAAUCCAAUCAUCCUACGCCCACUAAUGGCAACUUUAAUGUCUUCUGGGACACAGAGAAUCUUACCCCUGCUCAUGUAUCCGCCAUCAAGGCUCGUCAUCGAAAUGCUAAAGUAGCUCUGAGUCUUGGAGGUGAUACCGUAAGCAACAAAUCUGCAAACUUCAGUUCUACAUCAAUCAAUUCUUGGGUUAGAAAUGCUAUCGACUCAAUAGUUCAGAUAACGAAAAAAUAUCAUUUGGAUGGAAUUGAUAUUGACUAUGAACACUUCCAGACAGAUCCCAAUACAUUUGCUGAAUGCAUUGGGCGACUACUGUUCUACCUUAAACAAAACAAUAUUGUGUCGUUCACAUCAAUAGCACCAUAUGAGAAUGACGCAGUGCAACCAUAUUACUUGGCAUUGUGGAGGAAGUAUGGGCAUCUCAUUGACUAUGUUAAUUUUCAGUUCUAUGCCUAUGAUAAGGGCACGACUAUAAAUCAGUUUUUAAAACAUUUUGAGAUCCAGAGCUCAAAUUACAAAGGUGGAAAGAUUCUAGUGAGCUUUGGAACAGAUGGAAGUGGGGGGUUGUCCCCUGAACAUGGAUUCUUUGAGGCUUGUGCUAGGCUUCGACAUCAGGGCAAACUUCAUGGCAUUUUUAUUUGGUCUGCCGAUGACUCCAAGAAGGCUCAUUUUCGUUAUGAGAAGCAAUCACAGACCUUUCUAGCUAGCAUAAAAUGA